AUGACUACCGCGGUGAGUAAGGGAACCCGACCCCAAGUCCGGAAGACGGUCGACAUUUCCGGAACUGAACGAAGACGGUUCCCGGGGUACAAGGGGAAGUCGGACAGCACAUUCUUACGUAGACUUGCACUCGAGAACGCGCGUAUGGAGAGGGAGAAAGCGGAAAUGAUGGUCGGACUGCAUGACACCAACCUGGAGCCUGAACCGGACUGGAAUACCGCUUCCGACGACUGUGACGACCAUGACGAUUACGACGACUAUGAUGAUUAUGACGACUAUGACGAAGUGUUCGAGAACGAAGUGUCUUAUAGAAAACCACAUAUACAAUAA
Molecule: messenger RNA, 330 nt
Organism: Paramuricea clavata
Lineage: Eukaryota; Metazoa; Cnidaria; Anthozoa; Malacalcyonacea; Plexauridae
Source: the annotation of a GenBank genome assembly